Molecule: messenger RNA, 468 nt
Organism: Soboliphyme baturini
Lineage: Eukaryota; Metazoa; Nematoda; Enoplea; Dioctophymatida; Soboliphymatidae
Source: the annotation of a GenBank genome assembly
CUCAUUACUCCACCUUACUUGUCUGCCGUGCCUUCAGUAUAUUAUUACCGAUUAACGCCAGUCGAUCGGUUUCUCAUCAUUGCCUCUGACGGCUUUUGGGAAUUGAUGGGUCCUGAAAAGGCUGUGCGAAUCGUUCGAGAUCACAUGACCGGUGUGCAGACGCUCAGUCCUUAUGUCAGAUCUGCAAAUGCGAAUGUGAGACAGAUUUUGCGAGAACUUCUCAUUCGGAAGAAGGGAGAAUCAAAACGACCAAUAGAUGCCAACUGUGCUACACAUCUCAUCAGACAGGCGUUGGGUGAGGACGUUCUCAGCCAAAUUCAGUACGCGAACUUGGCGGCGACAUUGAGCCUGAGAGAAGGAGCUGCCCGUGCAUAUCGAGACGAUAUUACAGUUACAGUCGUAUAUUUCGACUCCGAAACUCUGAAAAGUGACUCAACUGCGCUCAUUCACGGAAAAGAACUUUUAUAG